AUGGUCGAAGGCUCCAGCUUUGAGCUGGUCCUCCAGCUCAAGAUUCUCAAGAUGCUCAAGGCCAACCUCUUGAGGAAUGGACCCAAGCUAGGGCGCCGCUUUUCGCUGCUCUUUUCUCUUGACGCUGGACUUUUAACUUUUAACUUUGCUGCACUUUUGCAGCUUGCAACUUCAGAUGAGAACUCAGGUGAGAAAGCCGCACGGCUGCGAGAGAAAGCCAACGGCGCGAAGAAGAAGCGCGCCAGCACGGGCGCAGAUCCAAAGGAGAUCAUGGCGCGAGCUGCCGGGGAGGAGGACGUGCGUGCCCUCCAAGAGAAGAGGGGGAGGAAGAGGGCGGCCCCUGAGCCAGAGGCAUCCCAAGACUUGGACUCUGACGAGGAUGAGGAUGCAGAUGCCCCGCCCUGCCACUGCGGGAUGCCCGCGGAGCGGAAGACUGUUAAGUGGGGCGCGAACGCGGGCAAGGAGUACUACAGGUGCUGCAUCUUCCCCGAGGCCGAGCACUGCGACUUCUUCGUUUGGGCGGGGGCCGCGGGGGCUCCGCGCUGCCGGUGCGAGCCGCCCCAGGCGGCGAUCCAGCUGGAGGUGAAGAAGGAAGGGCCCAACCAAGGCAAGCGCUUCUUCAAGUGCCCGAAGCCGCGGGACCAUCAGUGCAGCUACUUCGAGUGGUUGGACAAGGUACCGGGUCAGGCCUCGAGCGCGAUGGCCCAGGGCCGCCUCUGCAUGUGCGGGCAGACCGCCAUCAAGUUUCAGGUGCAAAAGGAAGGACCGAACAAAGGCCGGUUCUUUCUCAAGUGCCCGGCGGGCGCCUGCCUACGCUUCUUCGAAUGGCUGGACGAAGUGGCCAAAGAAUCCGAACCCUUCCUGGACUCGCCGCGCCAGCGCACCGCCGGCGCCGAGCGGAUGAGCCUCAGUAAGAUGAGCUUCGUCCGAACGCUGUCCAUCACUUUUGGUAUGGCUCCCUGUUGCAGCUGCGAAGAGCAAGGUGGCAACACGCUGCAUGUGGUGCAACUUUCCAGCGAGGUCAUCAUUCCUCCUGCGCAGCAGCUGUCGGCUACUGACACCUUUGUGGCUGGGCACGCUAGAGGGCGUAUAGGUGCCGCCAAGAUGGAGUUCCAGGGCCCAUGCUUUCAGGUGUUUGUGGGAAGCCAGGCCGGUGAACAUGACUCCUGA
Messenger RNA from Symbiodinium natans, 1170 nucleotides. Lineage: Eukaryota; Dinophyceae; Suessiales; Symbiodiniaceae. The record is from the annotation of a GenBank genome assembly.